Molecule: messenger RNA, 2364 nt
Organism: Talaromyces rugulosus
Lineage: Eukaryota; Fungi; Ascomycota; Eurotiomycetes; Eurotiales; Trichocomaceae
Exons: 5
Coding region: 1-2364 (787 amino acids)
Source: RefSeq, a predicted model, not a curated record
AUGACUGCUGUUGUCCAGCCUGACCUUGGUCCGCCAGCUCACAAGUACAAGGAUAAUCCAGCCGACGACCCGCUGCGACACAUAGGAGCAAACGCCCACCAUUCUCACGGUCUGCAGCAGCAGCACCGACCAACUACUCUUGUACAGCAACAAACACACAAAUCAUCAGACUCUCCUCAUCAAAAAUCAGCAAACAUCCCGCCCGGUGCUUACUCGACCCCUGGAGGAUUAAGCGGUGUGCAUUUGCAACAUCCCCCCUACCCUGGCCCGGCUCCAGAUCCUGGUUAUUACGCCUCCCAUCCAAAUCAUUAUCCAGCAACAACCACCCCCGCUCAGUACCCCUCUAGUGGACCCCCAGAUAUGAUGGCUACAGCCACCCACAUGCAGAGGCCUUAUCCUCCUAUUUACCACGCUCACACUCCUCAAUCAAACUCUCCAGCUUCGGUGUCAUCUACCCAGGCGCAUGAUCAGCAUGGAAGAGCUAUUUACGGCCAAUCUCCACAAAUGGCACCUCAGAUUUACGGCUAUCAGCAGUACUCUCCCAUGAACCCAGUUCACCCGGCUUAUGCGCCGCAUCCUCCUACGCCUCAGCAUCCCUUGACUACGCAACCACUAAUGAUCCCACCUCAGUCAGCACCUCUUCCUCACUCUAAUCCUCCCCCACCACAUCCGGCGCCGUUGAACAAUGCGGCUAUCGGUAAUCACAGCCCUCGGACCAAUCUAGAUUCGCACCAGCAGCAUCCGCCAGUUCAGGCCCAGCGACCACAGAUGCCUACCCCGAAUUUGACUUCUCCCACUGGGGCAGUUCCUCCUCUUUCUGCAAACAAUGCUCAUGCUCAGCCUAACCAUCCACCGAGCACAAACUCGACAACAAAUGCUGCGCCUGGACCCAUCCCAGCAACCACCCCGUGGGUCGUACGCCAGGAUGGCAACGGCGUGCAAUGGAUUGCCUUUGAGUAUUCUCGAGAUCGUGUCAAAAUGGAAUAUACCAUCCGGUGCGAUGUCGAGUCUGUGAACGUGGAGACUCUGCCUCAAGAAUUCAAAACCGAGAACUGUGUCUACCCCCGCGCUUGCUGCAGCAAGGAUGAAUACCGAGGGAACAGGCUGGUUUAUGAGACUGAAUGCAACGCUGUUGGCUGGGCGCUUGCCCAACUGAACACUCCCUUGCGAGGCAAAAGGGGGUUGAUACAGCGUGCCGUGGAUAGUUGGCGAAACAGUAACCAGGACCCUCGAUUGCGUAGUCGCCGCGUCCGACGCAUGGCCAAGAUGACCCGCCGCCAGGCCUCCCAGCCAGGCCACGUUGGGGCGCCCUCGCCUGUACAGCACCUUGUUUCCGGCAGCAAUGCAAAUCUAGCACCAAGCACUCGCCCAAGUGAGCCCAUGGCUCUUGCCACGCCUAUGCACCAUGUUCACUCUGAUAACUCUGCUGGAAAUGGACAAGUUAGCGGCGGCACUGAUUUGACGAAUGGUGCUCAUCACUCUUCAAUUCCUCCCGGACCGACUCCGACCCGCAAUCCCCAUGAGAGAUCAGAUCUUCGUCCCGGCCAUGUCUUUCAUGGUUUGCCGGCAUACCCUACUGCUGCACAUGCCUCUGGUGCUUCUGGGGCUCCGGCAAUGGUGCCCCCUCUUCGAGAAAGCAGCGGUUUUGACGCUAUGGGACGCCCUUCAGUCGCCACUGCUGCUUCGAAAAGGAGGAAUCCUACCAAAUCCGAAAAGAUCACCGACGAUCCAGAUAGUGAAGAUAUCUUUGGCGGCCUUCCCGAAGGCAAACGCCGAAAGUUCAUCCUCGUUGACGACACCCAGCGCAGCUGUCGGGUUCGCGUCAAAGUCAUGCUCGAUCAAGUCGAUGUCAGUGAGAUUCCGGACUCGUACCGCUUGACAAAUGCAGUCUAUCCUCGCGCCUACUCCCCCGUGCAGAUGAAGGCGCCUCCGGGCCGUGUCGUUCCUGGCAAUCGCUACAGAGACGAUAGCGAUAUCGAUGACCCCGACGGGCCUGUAACAACCGGUCGUACCUUGGUACCAGCAGGAUUAGGUGAUGGCGAUUUAGAGGUUACAGUGCCACAGCUAAACCGGAGCCGACAUCGAAAGGAUAAAGUGUUGAAUGAUCUGGGGUACCGCAUGAGCUGGAGCCAGAGCAGGGUCUUUGCGGACCGGCCUUUGUUUUUACAAAGAUCUUUGGAUGCCUAUCGCAACAAGAUGCACGCUACUAUUACGAAUACAGGCCACGCGCCAUCGUCAAAGGCGUCACACUUUGAGACUCGCUGCGGAAAAAACAGAUGGCGUAAACGCGAUCGCCAAGACGAGGACAAUCCUCAAUUGACUGAUUCUGCUUAUCGAAUCGAGGCCGAGGAGGUUCAGGACUAG